This is a messenger RNA of Lucilia sericata (common green bottle fly), 1190 nucleotides long. RefSeq names its product protein LLP homolog. Gene Ontology annotation, biological process: dendrite extension. The coding region runs from base 117 to 557 and encodes 146 amino acids. The record is from RefSeq and is a predicted model, not a curated record. Lineage: Eukaryota; Metazoa; Arthropoda; Insecta; Diptera; Calliphoridae. The transcript has 2 exons. Gene Ontology annotation, cellular component: nucleolus. Gene Ontology annotation, molecular function: RNA binding.
GUCUUUUUACGUCUUUCAUUUGUUUUUAUUGAAUCGGGCAACAACACGUGUUUAAAAAGUGAAAAAUCUUAAAUUUUUGGGAAAAAACUUAAAAAAACAAUUUUAAAAUCAGAAAAAUGGGACGCACGAACAAAUCCCAUAAAAGACGCAAUGAAAACGCUAAAGUAAAAAGAGCACGCUAUGCAGUUAAAGAAUUGGCAAUGCUCAAAAAAACUUUGGGCAUCAUGGACACCGAAGAUGGCGAUACUAUGGAACAAUUAGCAGAUGUGGCCACAGUUAAAAGUGCAAAGGAAAUAAAACAUGAGAAAAAAUCCAAAGAAGAAAAUGAACUUGCAUUCGAAUUGCAAGAAGAACGUGAUCAAGGUGAAAAAAUCACCAUUGUUAAUGAGAAAACCGGUAAAACUCAUGUUUAUAACACUAAAACCCUAAAAGAUCAACAUGGUUCCUAUCCAUCCUGGUAUAAGCCGCGUAAAACUGCCAAGCGUAUGCGCAAGAAGGAUCAUGCCCGUAAACUUAAAUUCAAGCAACACUGGACGGUCACCAAUGUGCCUUUGUAGUGUGGCCAUGUCCACAAUUCAUUUGUUUAAAGUUUAAGCUGUGAAUACAGGUAGUUUUUAAGUUUAUUUCUUUUGACUUUGUGGGGGGUUGAUAUGUAGUUUCAAGUCGGAAAUUGGAAUUACAUUUUUGGGGAAUAAAAAAAAAUACAAAAUAUUUUGUAGUGUAAAAAUUUUUCAAAAAAUUAAUUUUAAAAUAUAACUAAUGGAUAAAAUUUUGCAUAUUUUGAUAUUUAGAAUAAUUUCAAAAUAUUUUGUAUAUAAUAAAAUUAUAAAAAAAAAAUUAUAUUAAUAUUGUAGAUUUUAUAUAAGCAAAUGAUUUUUGCUUUCAAUUUCAACAUGUUUGAAGAGAUUUGUAGAGUAGAAUAUGAAGACUUGUCUACAAAGAAUAUAAUAUUAAAUAUUUUUAUUAUACACUUGUAGCUUUUUCAUAAUGAAAAACGAGCUGCUAACUUUUUUCUGUGUAGAUUUCUAUAGGGGAAAGAUAGCAGCUUGUUAACAGUUAGUUUUCUAUUAUGAAAAAGUUCAUGUCGCUAAUUAAGGUUUAAGUUUUAAUUUUUUUUUAUUGCAUAAAAAAUUAUUUUUGGAAUAUUUUAUAUUUCUAGAUUGAUUAAAGUUUAUUCUAACUUAACUAGA